Scleropages formosus (Asian bonytongue) is the source of this 2988-nucleotide messenger RNA. RefSeq names its product coiled-coil domain-containing protein 13-like. The record is from RefSeq and is a predicted model, not a curated record. Gene Ontology annotation, cellular component: centriolar satellite. Gene Ontology annotation, biological process: non-motile cilium assembly; cytoplasmic microtubule organization. The coding region runs from base 102 to 1253 and encodes 383 amino acids. The transcript is spliced from 10 exons. NCBI's taxonomy places the organism in Eukaryota, Metazoa, Chordata, Actinopteri, Osteoglossiformes, Osteoglossidae.
CGUUUCUGAUUUUUUAAAAAAUGUGGAACAGUGAGUCAAGUGCAAAACAACUUGUUCUCAAAGACAAGAGAGUUAAUAACAUCUGAGGUGACACUGACCACAUGGAGCGAUUGAUCCUAUGCUCUCCUGGUACAGAUAGCUUUGCUGUGGCCGGAGACGCAGCAGCUACCAAGAUAGUCGAGUUGGCCAAAAGGAACCGAGAGCUGACUGGUGCCGUUGAGCAGGAGAGGAUGAAGGUCAAACAGGCCACCAACAGGAUCAAAGACCUGGAGAAGGAGCUGCAGGAUUUGCUGUCACUCAGCUCUGCUCUCGGUAAAGAAAAGAUGGCAUCCAUGCUGCAAGAGCCACGGCCAACACAGAUUUUGGCUGACAUUCCCGAAGUGAAAAUCCUACAAGAGAAGCUCUCUGCCGCCAAUUUUAAAAUGACGGAAUAUCGAAAUCAGAUCCAAGCAGUGAAACAGGAGAUGAAAAUUGCACAGAAGGUCCUGAGCAGCGAGUUGGGUGAGGAUGUCAACAUCCAGCAGCUGCUGAGCUCUCCGGGUGGCUGGAGGGGACGUUCCCAACAGAUCCUGGCCCUGCAGAACCGGGUGCAGGAGCUGGAGCAGCAGCUGGAACAGGCCACCCAGACCAGGCAGCGGGCCCUCUCUGGGCAACAGAAGGACAGUACGGGCCUGGAGAGGUUACAGAGGAUCCCACUGCCACGGGACAGGAACAUUCACCUCCGAAACAUGGAGCGAGAGAAGCGAGAGGCCCUGGAGAAGAUCACAGAGGAUUAUGAGUCUCUGCUGAGGGACCAUGAGGAGCUGAAGAAGAAGCUUGAUGCGUCAAAGGCCAGGAACAAGGUCCUGUGCUCAGAGGUGAAGCUGCUGAAGAGCCAGAUCACGACCCUCCUGGACAAGGGAAAGCAUGACGAUGAGCUGGUAGACACCUUGUUGAAGCAGCAGGCCCAGCUGCAGGAGGCACUCAAGAAGCUGAGUCAGCAGCAGCUGCUUUCCAAGGAGGCGCAGCAGAACCUGGACCAGCGACUAAGCAGCGAGGCACAGCGACACGGUGCCAUGGUGGAGCAGCUCAGGCUCAUGGUCGCCGAGAGAGAGGCCAAGGUCAGAGAGCUGGAGGAGGAGGUCCGACAGCUGUUGCUCAGGAGCCACGAUGGUAAGGCCUCCUGUUUCCGGGCUGCUCUUCAUACUUCUAGACCUCUCUCAACGGAGGAGGAGAACACCAAGAGGACACUUGAUGCACUGCCCGCUGUUUAGCUCUCCAAGCCCAUUUCCUAGAAGCUUCCAUGGCUGCUCCACUUGCAGACCUGUGACCUUGGAUACUGAGGGUUACGCUUACCUGGGUGUCUUUGCACCUCAUUUUGAAUGGAUUACUCUCUGGAAGACAGCAGUGAGGCCCCCCAUGGGCUGAGAACCUUAACCACCCUGUGGUUCUCCAGAGCUUAGCAUGACCACAGACAACUCCAUUCUCACUCGCCAGCUGCUGGCCCACAGAAAGGUGGGCUUUGUCCCCACGCUGGCUCCCUCCUUCCACCCUUCUUCCAGGGCUUGGAUGCACAAUCCCAGCCUACCUGUGGUUUCUGUCCACCACAAGGCACAGCUAGGAGGAGCCACUAACACAUUUCUAACCUAGUCAGGCCUGGGAGGAUGCUAUUUGCCUACCUGAUAGACAGCAAGUUAUGGGGUGGAUGUCAUCAUGGUACCUUUCCUCAUACCCUGUGUCCCCAGACCCCACAGGUUACUGCACUGGAACAGCUCUGAAGUGUAUCUUGGAGCCAUGAAAAGCACUCUUACCUGGAGACUGAACCUGGAGAUGGAGCUCACGUGUUCCACCGUGAUAUCAGAUACUGUAGACUGACAGGGUGGCUGUCAACACAGUGACCCUUCACCUGUCCAGCAGCAGCUUUGCCUCCCCAGCUUGGGCAUUUUUCAUGAAAACAUUUUGUUAAAUCAAGGUAAAACACAAAGUGAAAGUGGGAAGAGGAAAUUCAUAGACAUUAUGUGGCCUUGACUGAUGGUUUUCAUUGGUUCACCAGUUUACUACUAACCUUCACCUCUUGAUCACUUUACUUUCUGGUUUUACUGAACCUGACCACCCUGUCUGCAACUUUGCUGCCCAAGUUCCUUACCUCUCAGUGGGUAUUAAGGAGGAUCCACGGUCCACAGUCACAUUUAGGAGCUUCUUUUCUUGACCCUCUUGUUCUGUUUUGUUCUGUAAUUACUUGUAUUUCACGCUUUUGAAUUUUUUAAAAUUUAAUCAGUUAUUAUUGUAAAUCUUGUGUUAAUGUCAACUUCAAUAUAAUUUUUACUGUACAGUGCUUUGAGAAACUUUUUAAAGGUGUUACAUAAUAUAUACUGUAGUUUAUUUCUAAUGCCCUAAACACAACAGGAAAAAAAAUUCUUUGAUUGCUACUACUUCUGCCACACUUGACUUUUCUGUUUUUGAUACAUAUUCUUGGUACACAUUGUGUUUUUGCAGAAACUUCAAAAUGCUAAUACAACACAGUGUAUUAUAACCCUUUCCUCUAUACACACCAGGGACAGAAAAGGUAGGACGUCCAGCACAAACUCUGGCCUUUAUUUAAAAAAAAAAAAAAAAAAAAACCAACAAUCAGAACUCAAAUACUCCCUUUGAUAAGAUGUAAUUAGGAUUUUAAAAUGUGUCAAACACAAUAUUGUGACAAAGAAAUGGCGGUUAAAUCAAAAACCUUAAAGUCAAAUAAAAGACAAACAACAGUUAGUGGUUUGUUUUACUCAUUCAAUGCAAAUUUCACACCCUCUGUUUAUUUUUCUAUUUAAUCUUUACAACAGCCCAUCAGUAUUGCACUCCCACUGCUGGGUUGUGUUUGCAUAUGGCUACAAACAAUGUAGUUACAGCUUUACAGGUGUUUCAGAAUUUAAAACAAAGAUGCAGGUUUUGGAUCUUUUUAUCCAUUAUGAAAAACAAAAAACAAACAGAAGCCAUGCCUCCUGACUAGUCAGCUUUAAUAAA